AUGUCACUGUCACGCAUGAGCUUAGUGCGCGUGCUCGUUGACGCACAUCGGGCUCUGGACACCGUGGAAGAACUGCUGGAGAAGACGGAGGGAGAGAUUGUUCUAGUGCUCAAUAGCCUCGAGUAUCGUAUUGUUUCUGAAGAUAGUUACAGUACUGCACACAUAAUGAACAUUUAUGACAUAUUACAACCGAUAUUGCGAAGAUAUGCGGCCCUACAGGAGCUUCGUUCUGGUCUAUUCCCACUGAAAGAAAGAGUGCCGCGCAAUGACGGGACAACAAAUCUCCUGAAGAUCAACGCCAAUGCUGUUAAGCAGCUAACAAACCAGGUUGAAGCAUUCGAGUUCUGCCUGUAA
Cylicostephanus goldi is the source of this 354-nucleotide messenger RNA. NCBI's taxonomy places the organism in Eukaryota, Metazoa, Nematoda, Chromadorea, Rhabditida, Strongylidae. The record is from the annotation of a GenBank genome assembly.